AUGUCUUUCGAAAGAAUGAGAAAGAGCUUUAAAUCAUUCUUGGGCUUAAAUGCAAGUCCAUAAAUCGAUUAUUCAUCCCAAGCAUCAAUAACCAUUCCACAAGACUUACAAUCUUCAAACUCUUAAUACAACCUCAAAAACAAAUUCGUUCAAAUCGAAAAGAAAUAAGAACGCCUUAAUCCCUACAAGAAAUCUCUAAUCCGCUUAAAUGAUUAUUAGAAAACAAUUGUCAAAGGAACCGAUUGCUCUAAAUGCCCAACCAUCUAAUAUUAGAUUAAUAAAGAUGAAAAACCUGCUAUUGAUCACAAAAUAAGCAACCCUAGAUGGAAGAGAGAAGAUCAAUCUCAAGAUCACUCCUCUUAUAGUUAAAGAUGGAGUUCCUAAAAUGAUGCAUCCAAUCCAACUUUUUUUAAAGUUCAAUCCAAACCCACUAAAAAUCAAACCUAUGACACUUAAACACUCUCAUAAUCAAAGGCAUCAAUCAACUUUUAGAAAAAACAGUUCCUCCAGUAUUUGGAAGACAAACCCAUCAGUGUAAUAAAAAAUGACUUUGCUCCAUUUGAAGAAAAAAAGAAGAAGUCCUCCCAAAUCUCAAUUAGAAGAACAGACAGCGUUAUCUUUGAUGUCCAAGAUGAACCUCUUUUUGAAAACGGAAGAAAAACAGUCCAAAAAUCAGAGAAUACUAUAAAACCUAGUGAGGAGGAGGGAAAUCAAAGUGCAUCCGAAUCCAUUAUUAUAAAGAAAUAACCAACGACAAGAUUUAACAAAUUAAAAAAAUAGGAAUUUGAGUACAAUCCCAAAACACCUUCAAAUGAUGCAAAACCCAUUUCACCCAGUUAUGAAUAGCAGCAACCAAUUUAAUAAAUUUAGUAAGUUAAAUAAUUAGAAAAUAACACUAAAAAUACAGAUGAAUAAUUACAAUAAGUAUAAUAAAAAUAAUAAUCAUCAGCACCAAUAGAAUCAAUUUAACAGCCCUUAUAAGAGGUCAAAUAGGAUACUAUCAUUUAAUAAAAAAUAGAACCAUAGCCAUAAACAUUACCACCUGCUAUUGAAGUCAAUCCCUUUACUUCUAAUAUUGAAACCACCCUCUUUAAUGCUCCAUGGAUCACUAAUCAACCACCAUAAGACUAAUCAACAUUUAAUCUAUUCCAAUAAUAACCAAUGUAAAAUUAGUUUCAAACUCCCUUUGUUUCAUAAUAAUAACAACCUGUCUUCCCAUUUUAGUAAGAACCAUAAAUAUAAUAACAGGUGUUUUCCAACUAAUCUUUCUUCUCCCAAUAAGUACAAGCAUCCUCUAAUCCAUUUUCUACAAAUCAAUUUAGUUAGAAUGUUUUUAAUUAAGGUAAUACCUAGUAAUCUCAAUCUGUAUAUUAAACCUUCUAAUAAAAUCAAACGAAUACAAAUGAUUUAUUUGGAUUCAACUAAUAGAAAUAAUAAAAUUACAGUAAUAAUAACAAUAACAAUAACAAUAAUAAUUUUUUAUUUUAAACCAACUCUUUAGGUGGUGGAUCAUUUUCAGCUGAUGAUCAAAAUAAACCACGCACAAUUGAUCUAUUUUCAGCCUAACCAGUUCAAAAUUCAUAAACAUCAAUGAUGACUAGUCACUCAGCUGUUAAUUUAUUUACUUUAGAUCAUAAUAAUUCUGCAUAACCCCAAGCAAAUAAGGAAUCUGAUAGAUAUAAAACCAAAUUUAAAUAAAAUACUGUUAAAUAUAGUGCUGCAUAAAGAAUGUAAUGA
Paramecium tetraurelia is the source of this 1737-nucleotide messenger RNA. RefSeq lists its product as uncharacterized. NCBI's taxonomy places the organism in Eukaryota, Ciliophora, Oligohymenophorea, Peniculida, Parameciidae. The transcript has 2 exons. The record is from RefSeq and is a predicted model, not a curated record.